This is a messenger RNA of Tigriopus californicus, 1313 nucleotides long. RefSeq names its product eukaryotic translation initiation factor 3 subunit A-like. Bases 203 to 952 code for a protein of 249 amino acids. The record is from RefSeq and is a predicted model, not a curated record. The transcript has 3 exons. NCBI's taxonomy places the organism in Eukaryota, Metazoa, Arthropoda, Copepoda, Harpacticoida, Harpacticidae.
CUUGUUGAGUCUUGCACUUCUUACAGGGUGGGCCAUUUAAAUCUACCGUCACUUUGAAUCUCCAUAACUCGUGAUUGGUUCGUCAAAGGUGAAAAAGAUUUGGGGUUUGCUCGUCGCCCAUCUUACCAGCCUAUUGUUUACCCAAACCCUCCCUUGGGUGGUUACCCACUCCCUCCCUUUGUUGGCUUUAUACCUAUUGCCAAUGGUGGUCAGCCAGGUGGUUAUCUACCAAAUUCUAAGGAAAACUCCAAUCAAGGAUACAGCUAUGGCUUUAAUGGCUAUUAUUUAUAACAAUGAUGACAGCACCGAAGGAGCAUGCACAUGCUGCCCUCUGUUGAGGCUCUCCCGUCCAAGGGAUCGAGCAGGAGACUCUCCCCAUGAGAGGAAUCGAGCAGGAGGCUCUCCCCAUGAGAGGAUCAAGCAGGAGACUCUCCCCAUGAGAAGGAUCGAGCAGGAGGCUCUCCCCAUGAGAGGGAUCAAGCAGGAGACUCUCCCCAUGAGAAGGAUCGAGCAGGAGGCUCUCCCCACGAGAGGGAUCAAGAAGGAGGCCCUCACCAUGAGAGGGAUUGAGCAGAAGGCUCUUCCCAUGAGAGGGAUCAAGCAGGAGACUCUCCCCAUGAGACGGAUCGAGCAGGAGGCUCUCCCCAUGAGAGGGAUCAAGCAGGAGACUCUCCCCAUGAGAGGGAUCGAGCAGGAGGCUCUCCCCAUGAGAGGGAUCGAGCAGGAGGCUCUCCCCACGAGAGGGAUCAAGCAGGAGGCCCUCCCCAUGAGAGGGAUCAAGCAGGAGACUCUCCCCAUGAGAGGGAUCGAGCAGGAGACUCUCCACAUGAGAGGGAUCAAGCAGGAGGCUCUCCCCAUGAGGGGAUUGAGCGGAUUGGCGCUGGUGUGCGGAGGGAUUGCCGUUUGUAGUCCCUGGAUGAAAGGAACUGAUGCCCACUGUGCCCCUGGAUGAAAGGAACUGAUGCCCACUGUGCCCCUGGAUGAAAGGAACUGAUGCCCACUGUGCCCGUGGAUGAACGCGACCAAUGCCCAUUGUGCCCAUGGACGAAUCCAAUCGGUACUUUGCCCGGGAGAUCUUACUUCCCCGGUUGACUAGUCAAAAUAAACUUCUAGUCAUAUCUAUCAUUGUAAAUUGUUCCCGUUAUGGCUCCCCAAUCCUCCGCCGGGAAGGGAGAUGUUGUAUUCUCAUUCUAGUCACCCAUAGUUCUCUCUCAUACUCGCUUAACACCUUCUCUCCCUGCUCUCCAUAGCUUCCCUUUUCCUGUAUAUAUACCCGCCUCUCUAUGCAAUAAACAUCUAGUCAUUUACCACCA